AUGGACAGUGAGGUGCAGCGAGACGGGAGGAUCUUGGACCUGAUUGAUGAUGCUUGGCGGGAAGACAAGCUGCCCUACGAGGAUGUUGCGAUUCCACUGAGUGAACUUCCUGAGCCUGAGCAAGACAAUGGCGGCACCACAGAGUCUGUGAAAGAACAGGAGAUGAAGUGGGCAGACCUGGCCUUACAGGGCCUCCACGAGAACGUCCCUCCCGCUGGAAACUGACUCUGGGCUCCUUCCCAUGGGUGGAGUUUUCAAAAAUAUGUGGAUAAAAAUGUCUCCAAAUUCAGAUCUUUGGUAAUAAAUCAACACUCAAAAGCA
Apodemus sylvaticus (European woodmouse) is the source of this 321-nucleotide messenger RNA. It is a transcript of the gene Anapc13, whose product is annotated as anaphase promoting complex subunit 13. Gene Ontology annotation, biological process: protein K11-linked ubiquitination. The transcript has 2 exons. Lineage: Eukaryota; Metazoa; Chordata; Mammalia; Rodentia; Muridae. The record is from RefSeq and is a predicted model, not a curated record. Gene Ontology annotation, cellular component: anaphase-promoting complex. The coding region runs from base 1 to 225 and encodes 74 amino acids.